Messenger RNA from Laccaria bicolor S238N-H82, 318 nucleotides. RefSeq lists its product as uncharacterized. NCBI's taxonomy places the organism in Eukaryota, Fungi, Basidiomycota, Agaricomycetes, Agaricales, Hydnangiaceae. Bases 1 to 318 code for a protein of 105 amino acids. The record is from RefSeq and is a predicted model, not a curated record. The transcript has a single exon.
AUGCUACACGACAAAGUGCUCAAUUUGGCAGAAGGCUUCUCUGCUGAAAGGGCAAGAGCCAGGGACAUGCUUUUCCUAGGGCAAGUAUUUCAAAAGAAAGUGUACAACAAAGGAAGACUUAGCUGGGAAUUUGUUGAGGGAGACAAGGUCGUUAUCAAUCAAAGGAACCUUGGUUUGUUAAAGGACAAAAAAGGAAGAGGUGACAAGCUGCUAGCAAGGUACGAAGGUCCAUUUGAAAUUAUCAAAAAGAUCAGCCCAGUAGCUUACCGUCUCCAUACACCCACAUCAUAUGGGAUGCAUCCAGUUCUGAAUAUAUAG